Molecule: messenger RNA, 2059 nt
Organism: Nematostella vectensis (starlet sea anemone)
Lineage: Eukaryota; Metazoa; Cnidaria; Anthozoa; Actiniaria; Edwardsiidae
Product: cholinesterase 1
Exons: 7
Coding region: 108-1844 (578 amino acids)
Source: RefSeq, a predicted model, not a curated record
CACCAAUCGAAAUCCAAUUGUGUUUACACUAUCUUCUAUUAUUCUUACAAUCAAGAAAUCAAGCCGUUAAGAGUCCUCGACCGUUUCAAAUUGGUAUUAAAUCAAAGAUGUGCUACCUUCGCGUCUUCCUUUUUCUCCUGGGUGCUUCCCUCGCGCACUCAUACAACUUCACCGCUGUGGUCACCACUACAAGCGGGCCCAUCAUUGGGGAGAUAGUGUCUCUAUCUACCGGCCACACGGUUAGAAAAUAUUUAGGAGUUCCUUUCGCCAAAGCAGAACGAUUUGAAAACCCUCAACCCCCUACUCCAUGGAAAGAGGUCAAGCAAGCGAUCCUUCCAGGGAAAAUAUGCCCGCAAGUAGAGAUUCCAAUUGCUGGACAAACCACGGCCAUUAUGAGCGAGGACUGUUUGAUUCUAGACGUCUAUGCGCCUAACAUAACCAACUCCUCUCUCCCAGUCAUGGUCUUUAUACAUGGAGGAGGAUUUUUUGCAGGCGGCGCACGAUCUUUUGAUGGCAGUUUUCAAGCAACCAUAGGAAAUGUGAUCGUUGUGGUAAUUCAGUACCGGCUGGGAGUGUUUGGGUAUCUUUAUAAUGGGAAGAAGGGAAAUUUUGGUAUGCUCGAUCAGAUUAUGGCACUGAAGUGGGUACAGAAGAAUAUUAAGAGCUUUGGAGGUAAUCCGCAGCAAGUGACCAUAUACGGAGAAUCUGCGGGGGGCGCUAGUGUCGCCUUGCUAAUGCUGUCACCGCUGACCGUUGGCUUGUUCAAGAAUGUUAUAAUUCAGAGCGGUUCAGCGGUUGCAAACUAUGCAACUGCGUAUAAGGAUGAGGGAGUGAAAGUUUCAAGGUUGGUCGGAGAAUCUCUGAAAUGCUCUUCUGAAGAAGACGUCUUUGUUUGUCUGAAGACUAAACCCGUAAAUGAGCUUGUGGACGAAGGGGUCAGGAGCGUUUCGUACGGACUCAGAACCGGUAAACCAGGACUAGUUCCUGUCGUUGAUGGAUACUUCCUUACAGAUACUCCAUUGUCUCUCCUACAACGAGGCGACUUCAGAAACAUCAACGUUAUGAUUGGUGUCACUAAUUUCGAAUGUUUGCUGACAAAUGUCUUGCCAUUGCCACCUCGUCUGUCUUUUGGCAUCAACGUGACAUUUGGAGUACAACGCGACAUCUUCCUGACCGAAGCACGAAGCCUCUCCCUCAUUCGUGGUCUCACAACCACUCUGCGUGAAUCCGUGGUGUACAGAUACACUGAUUGGCUGAAUGUGAACAGCCCAAUCAGCAAUCGUGGUAUGUUCAUCGAUAUGAUUGGCGACUCCAUGUUUACUGCGCCUGCAGUCCACUCAGCGGAUGCAUUUAUCAAACACGGUUUGAAGACGUAUUUCUAUUGUUGGGAACACAGGCUUCCCAACUAUCCGGGGACCAAUGUGAUAAUGCCAGCAUGGGUUAAGGCAUACCACUCAGCUGACCUACACUUUUUGAUUGACAUUGGUAUUCGGAAGGGGAUUCAAGGACCGGAAGCUGGAUUUAUUUUGAACACGUUGAAAAUAUGGGCUAACUUCGCCACACAUGGGAAACCCGACGCUGGACUAGCCGAAGUCACUUGGCCCGAGUACACCGCGGCCACAAGGCAAUACCUGUCAAUCAAGCCAAACUUCACGGUGGAGUCCAAGCUACGCGCUGAACACGUGGCAUUUUGGAAUGACUACCUGCCUGCUGCUAUUAACGCCACGCCCGUCACAGCACCCCCGAGCACGUGUGGGCAGGAGAGUGUCAAACAGACAGGUUCCUUUGUUCUUGGAUUACCGCUUCUGCUGCUUUGGAUCUGUUUCAUUAAAAUGGCGGAGUGAUUGGCCUUCUUUCUUUUGUUCUUUAAAGAUUUCGCAAAAGAUGGAGUCGUCUAAUAAAGAUGUAGACUGAUGUAGUCGUCUAAUAAAGAUGUAGACUGAUGUAGUCGUCUUAUAAAGAUGUAGACUGAUGUAGUCGUCUAAUAAAGAUGUAGACUGAUGUAGUCGUCUAAUAAAGAUGUAGACUGAUGUAGUUGUCUAAUAAAGAUGUAGACUGA